UUCUUCCUCUCCCUCUGCGUCGGCAUCCCGGAACUGUGUUAUUGCUCCGCUGUCAUCGCCUCUUCUCGCCUGCACUCCUCUUACGUCACAUACGUUGUCAGAAAGCUGCACCAACCAUCAGGCAGAUACACCAUCCGCUGCAGCUUUGCUCACCCAGUCACUCUUUAACACGUAGCCUGCCAAGUCAUCCCACCUCUGCCUCUGCGCUGUCCUCGCUAUCUGUACACGGUGUGCCAUCAUCACGCUCCUCCCCGUCUGUGUAGCACGACGACCGACUCCAGCGUAGCGCGUCAUUCGACCCUACUUCGUCAAUCUUCUUCCCUCUUCCAUAUUCCACAUUCCUCAUCGUCUUCUGCCCUUUCUUCCCUCUCCUCUCUUGGAACUGUUUUGCCAUCAACCCCAAUUCACGCCCAUCCCCCCUCCCCGUCCUCCUCGCUGGUUACUUGCUCUCCAUCAACUCCCCUCCAGCCUUGCUCCCUCUAGCAAGUCCAGAUGACCCUAUUUGCUCAACGGUGUCCGACUUCCAUUACGCCUAUCAGCAACUUUACCAGUACCACUAUCGUCCUUAUUCACAACAGCACGAUAUAGUCGUGUAUCUCCCGCGUGGUGCUAGUCACUGCUAGCACUUCCCGGCUAGCCACAAACCUCUAUUUGCUAGCCGUUGGAGGCUCUCUCCAACUCUUCCCCCCCUCUGUUUACCUUUUCCUCCAAAUUUUCGCAACUACAUGUUAUUAAUCCGCAACAAUUUGUCUUCUUUGUGGACUUUUUUACCCUUCUUCCCUUACCUCUUGCUCCUCCUUUCCCUUCCCCCCUCAACGAUGGCGUUUCCCCACCCGCCGCUCGCGACACCCACACCCCCUCCGAUCGUCUACACCAACCACCAACCACACCGGAACAAGCCCCAGCCCCCGCCUCCCCCAGAUCAUACCUAUGAACGAGUCGACAAGCUAAUCAAGCAGAGGCGAGCGGUGCUAAGAGGGUAUGAUCAGCAGGGGCACGAGGUUGUAGGACCAGAUUUGGAUUUGGAGGAAAGGACGGAGCUCGUGGGGCGACAAGCGUGGAACACAUCAUACCCGUCCUGCGAUGACGUGGGAAACAGUAUCCUCUCCUGCUAUCCCAUUCAAGGGCUCACACUCGUCGAGUCAGAUUGGACAAAGUUCAUCUGGAACCUCCGCCAACCGCAGUUCAUCGGUGCCGUCACCGUGGACGUUUACCUCUUCCACGCCGACUCGGACUUGAUGGCCUUGUCCUUCCCCGGGCAACAGAAUGCCGCUGGCCAGAUCGGGGUUCAGGUGAAUGACACGUGGUGGGGACCGAGGGGCGACACAUUCGAUGGAGAGAACGUGACGUUUCCCUACUACUUCGUGGUUGUGCCCGGUGGGACAGUGCUGACGGGCGGGGAGAGCCGGCUGGCAACGUUCCUUGCUAUCCAAACUGCCACACCGGGAACACUGGCCUCAGUUUCGUCAGCGUCUCUCGCUUCCAUCGCUGCGCAAGCGUCCGAGUCCUCCGCAUCGGUCCUCUCCGUUGAGUCUGUCGCCUCCGUCUCCCUCACCUCCCUCGCCCUUGCUUCCGCCUCCUCCGCCUCCAUUUCCUCCCAGUCAAUAGAAUCCAUCCUCUCGUUCUCAUCCGCCCUGCCUACCCUAUCAGCUCUCUCCGUCGCAUCCCCAGCUGUCUUCUCAUCCCUCUCCGUCGAGUCCAUAGCAUCCGCCGCAUCCCUCGCCUCCGUCUCCCAAUCCUCCGUCGCAUUCACCCGCACUUCGAACGGCACAGUGCCCACCGGUGAUCUCCAGGGUGGGUUAGGCAACGGCAGUGGCACACCAGCAUGGACGAUCGCUGUUCCCACUGUGCUCGGGUUCCUCGCUCUACUGUUCUUCUGCGCACUCCUGUUCCUAGCAUCACGCUGGUUCCGCUGGCGCCGCGCCGAGCUCGCAAGAAGAGGAAGCAUGGGAAGCCAAAGUCCGAUGAUGGCCAACAUGCCCGGUGAGCCAGCUAGCAAGCCGCCUAAACCUCCUUCCCCAGCGCUAGGGGGGGACGCAGCUGGAGCCACGUUAUCCCGGGACGGCAGCAGUGCGACUACCCGCCCUCAAGUCAUGACCCGCUCAGCCGAGGGAAACCCUGACAUCACCCUCUCUGGCGGUCCUGGCGACCUGAGCCGCUCCGCCAGCGGAGCCUCGCCCUUCUCCGGUGUGGACGCAGCGAUCAUGGCGCGCGCAUUCAGGGAAGCGCUCAACAAGCCAGAUUUCUCUAGCCCGGUAGAGGAAGGCAGCAGCGGCCCUGGCUCGCAGGAGAAUGCGCAGAAUGGAGCUGACAGCCCUGGGGGGAGCAAGGAUGGACACACGACGGAAGAGGGAUUCAGCCGCGUAGGCCAGAUCGUACAGGAAGAAGGGGGCCGCGUGGGGCGUGUAGGCCAACAGAGCGUGCGGGUCCAAGGCCCGGGGGCGUCUAACGGCCAGGGCUAAGCCGAACGAAGAACGCUUCAUCUCUUCCCUUCCCUUCCCUUUUCUUUUUUUCAGGGAACACUCACUCUUGGACUGUAUUACUUGUUCUCUUCGUGAGCCUCUUGUCUGGCCCACAAUCCGUUUCCCUCGCAAAGGUAUCAGCGCUGUCAUUCAUUUCACUCCCCCGUUGUCUCUAUUUCGUUCGAACUGUCCAUAUUCCAGGUCUUCCUUGUCACGAGCGGCGUUUCCAGCGGUCGGCGGCGUUUCCCCCUUACAAAUUAAACCCGGUGCACCUCUCGUCGGUGGCACAUAGUACAGCUCGGUGGGUCGAUACAAACGGCAGGGUGGCGGAGUCGGUGGGGUUUGGUGUUAGUUUUUUAGGUCGCUGUAGUUGUGGUGUCGGGUGUCGUAUAUCCUCCAAGCCCGUAAGCAAGUGUCUACUCUUACACG
Messenger RNA from Dacryopinax primogenitus, 2891 nucleotides. RefSeq lists its product as uncharacterized. NCBI's taxonomy places the organism in Eukaryota, Fungi, Basidiomycota, Dacrymycetes, Dacrymycetales, Dacrymycetaceae. The record is from RefSeq and is a predicted model, not a curated record. Bases 819 to 2462 code for a protein of 547 amino acids. The transcript is spliced from 3 exons.